ACUGCGGUCCUCCGUGAGAGUGCGCGCGUUGCUAGCUGCUCAAGGGGUUCUUUGGCUUUUUUUCUUCUUUCGGCACUUCCAACCUCAUUCCUCAAUAUGAAGGCGCUGAGCCCGGUGCGCGGCUGCUACGAGGCGGUGUGCUGCCUGUCGGAACGCAGCCUAGCCAUCGCGCGGGGCCGCGGCAAGAGCCCGGCAGCUGAGGAGCCGCUGAGCCUGCUUGACGACAUGAACCACUGCUACUCGCGUCUGCGGGAACUGGUACCCGGAGUCCCGCGAGGCACUCAGCUUAGCCAGGUGGAAAUCCUGCAGCGCGUCAUCGACUACAUCCUCGACCUUCAGGUGGUCCUGGCCGAGCCCGCUCCUGGACCCCCAGACGGCCCGCAUCUUCCCAUCCAGACAGCCGAGCUUGCUCCGGAACUUGUGAUCUCCAACGACCAGAGGAGCUUCUGCCACUGACCUGGACGUCCUGGCGCCUCCAGAACGCAGGUGCUGGCGCCCGUUCCGCCUGGGACCCGGGACCCUCUACGGCCGGAAGCCCGAGGGCAUGGAUGGGCCCCAACCUCGCCCUGCCCACUUGACUUCCCCAAACCCCUGCCUCGAGGCUGGACCUGCGCCCGGGAGCGAAGGACUGUGAACUUGGGUGGCCUAAAGAGCCAGAGCUAGCUCUGGGCACCAGCUGGGCAACCUCCCCCAGCCCUCACCCCACCCCCAAGUUUAAAGACUGUCUUUCAGUGUGUGGAGGUGUAUGGGGGGCGGGGCUGGCUGCUCUCCAAACUCUGGCAAGGCAGCGGUAGAGCUGGUCUUCUGGUCUCCUUGGAGAACGGCUCUGUUGCCCUGAUUAUGAACUCUAUAAUAGAGUAUUUAGCUUUUGUACCUUUUUUGCAGGAAGGUGACUUUCUGUAACCAUGCGAUGUAUAUUAAACUUUUUAUAAAAGUUAACAUUUUGCAUAAUAAACGGUUUUUAAACA
Globicephala melas (long-finned pilot whale) is the source of this 968-nucleotide messenger RNA. It is a transcript of the gene ID3, whose product is annotated as inhibitor of DNA binding 3. Gene Ontology annotation, cellular component: cytoplasm; nucleus. Lineage: Eukaryota; Metazoa; Chordata; Mammalia; Artiodactyla; Delphinidae. The record is from RefSeq and is a predicted model, not a curated record. Gene Ontology annotation, molecular function: protein dimerization activity; transcription regulator activity. Gene Ontology annotation, biological process: negative regulation of transcription by RNA polymerase II; circadian regulation of gene expression; cell differentiation.